AGGAGGGGGAAAAAAGUCAUCCUCUCCUCGUCAACUUCGCUUUGUGGGGAAGAUGGCGACUGAGGACGCCCCGCUGCCGUUGUUGCAACCCCCGCCGUCGCCCCCCAAGGAAGGGAGACUUUCGGAAAGCAGGGAGGAGGAGGAAGAUAAGGAGGCAGCAGAGACGCUCAAUGGGAUGGAUGUCUCCAAAAAAACUGAUAGCUCCAGGCAAGAUACAGAAAUUAUUAGUGAAGAUAUAAAUGCCAAAAUGAAAGAAACAGAGCAAAGUUCCAUUGAAGAUCUUAAGAGUAACCUACUGGAUGCAUCAUCUAAAUCUCCACAAGAGAAACAUAUUUCAAUUCAGAGGACCCUUGCUGAUUUAAAAAAACUGGCUCAUCUGCAGAAAGAUUGCCUAAUUUCCUCCGAUUCCAAGAAUGAAGGCCAACAACGUGCAGAUAACAAGAAGUCCUGCCCAUUAUGUCCUGAAGAGAGGUUCAAAGCUUGUAAAUUUCACAAGCUCCAGCGCCACCUUCAGAAUCUUCAUUGGAAAGUGUCUGUUGAAUUUGAAGGCUACAGAAUGUGCAUUUGUGACUUGCCAUGCCGUCCUGUGAAACCAAAUGUUGCAGGAGACCAGAUAUCCAUAAAAAUGGGAUCCCAUUAUCACUGUAUUAUCUGUUCAGCAACGAUUAGCCGAAGAAGCGAUAUGAUAGGACAUAUUAAACGACAUGUACAUAAAGGGGAAACUGAAUCAAGGUUUACUUCAACCCUUGCUCCUAAGUAUGAAGUCCUGAAAGAAGCAGACACAGAUGUACAAGUCCUUCCUAACUAUUCAACACCUCAGAAAACAGAUUCCUAUUUUAAUCCAAAAAUGAAACUUAACAGACAACUUGUCGUCUGUGCUUUGACUGUUCUAUCUGAGGAACGGAAACCUUUGGAAUGUCUGGAUGCGUUUGGAGCCACUGGUGUAAUGGGAUUACAGUGGGCAAAGCAUCUUGGAAAUUCAGUAAAAGUCACAAUUAAUGACUAUAAUGAAAAUUCAGUGACCAUGAUACGGGAAAACUGUCGUUUAAAUAAGAUGAAAGUUGUAAUGAAUUUUGAGGAAGAUGGCUGUGUUGAAGCAAUGGAAGAAGGGGGAGAAAACCUGCCUGCCAUUGAGGUGACAAAAAUGGAUGCCAAUGUCAUCAUGCACUUGAGGGCAUUUGAUUUCAUACACCUGGACCCAUUUGGAUCUUCAGUAAACUACCUAGAUGCAGCUUUCAGAAAUGUAAGAAAUCUUGGAAUUGUUUCAGUGACAUCAACAGAUAUAAGUUCUCUCUACUCCAAGGCUCAGCAUGUGGCCCAGCGCCACUAUGGUUGCAACAUUAUCAGGACAGAGUACUAUAAGGAGCUGGCCGCUAGGAUGGUAGUUGCUGCUGUGGCAAGAGCUGCUGCUCGAUGCAACAAAGGCGUUGACGUUUUGCUUGCUGUGGCUCUGGAGCAUUUUGUGCUAGUACAAGUGAGAGUGUUGAGAGGUCCCUCUUGUGCAGAUAACACUGUCAAGAAAAUUCGGUACCUAAUUCACUGCCAGUGGUGUGAAGAGAGGAUAUUCAAAAGAGAGGGCAACAUGAUAGAAGACAAUCCUUACUGGCAGCUUCCGUGUGACUGCCAUAACCAGAUGACUGGGAAGACAGCAGUUGAACUUGGUCCUUUGUGGUCAGGAUCCCUCUUCAAUGCAGGAUUUCUCAGUAGAAUGUUUGAAGCAGUUCAGUAUGGCUUAGAAGACAUCCAGGCCCUUCUAAAAACACUGAUCUGUGAGGCAGAGUGCCCAAUUCUCAAUCCGUUUUCAAUUCAUGCUCCUAGUGGUCAGAGUAAUAAACAAGACUGUGGUGUAUUUAUUAAGCCGUCAGAUGCUGCAGCUGAUGACUACAUUGUGCACGAGAAAAGGAAAAGUGCCGAAAGUAGCCAAAACGGAGCAAAGCGCCAGAAGUUAGAAAGUGACGUUGAGCAUCCUGCCUUUUAUUAUAAUGUCCACAGGCACAGCAUUAAAGGAAUGAACAUGCCAAAGUUAAGUAAGUUCUUGCAUUCUCUGACUCGAGCCGGCUAUCGUGUAAGCCGAACUCAUUUUGACCCUAUGGGUGUCCGUACCAACGCCCCCUUGAUGCAGUUUAAAUCUAUCCUUGUAAAGCACAGCCUUCCUACGCAUACAGGAGAACAAGCAGAUGGCUCUUUGCAGGCUACCAAGGAUGCCCAAGCAGAAACUGAAGGUGACUUUGCAGAAGAAAGCAUUUGAAAUGGUCCUUCUGGUACACGCUUUUGUUGAAGAUUUAUGUUGAGACCAUAAACUGAGCCCUGUAUCUCAACAUGUGACUGUUCAACUAUUUUAACAUUUCAGAUUUUUCAGGAAAAAAAAGUGAUGAGAAAUCACAUAUAUAUGUACAGUUAACUUCCCAGCUCAGCAGGAAACUUUUUCAUGUAAUGCUUGCAUUUAAUUUGGUGACUAUGCGGUUUUCCCUCCCUUGUAAUUCUUUGUUCAGGUGUAUAUUUUUAAGAUGAUAGUGUGGAAUUGA
Candoia aspera is the source of this 2525-nucleotide messenger RNA. RefSeq names its product tRNA methyltransferase 1 like (gene TRMT1L). Gene Ontology annotation, biological process: tRNA N2-guanine methylation. The record is from RefSeq and is a predicted model, not a curated record. Gene Ontology annotation, molecular function: RNA binding; tRNA (guanine(10)-N2)-methyltransferase activity. NCBI's taxonomy places the organism in Eukaryota, Metazoa, Chordata, Lepidosauria, Squamata, Candoiidae. Bases 53 to 2248 code for a protein of 731 amino acids. Gene Ontology annotation, cellular component: nucleus. The transcript has 16 exons.